Molecule: messenger RNA, 1406 nt
Organism: Serinus canaria (Common canary)
Lineage: Eukaryota; Metazoa; Chordata; Aves; Passeriformes; Fringillidae
Gene: BEND5
Product: BEN domain containing 5
Exons: 6
Coding region: 115-1368 (417 amino acids)
Biological process (GO): negative regulation of DNA-templated transcription
Molecular function (GO): DNA binding
Source: RefSeq, a predicted model, not a curated record
CCGGCGCCGUCUGGGGCCCGGCGGGCGGCGCGGCCAGGCCCGCUCAGCCGAGCGCAGAGGCGGCCGCAGGAACAAUACGGCGGCGGGCGCGGAGCCGCGCGGCCGCCCCGCACCAUGUACGCGUUCGUGCGGUUCCUGGAGGACAACGUGUGCUACGCGCUGCCCGUGUCCCGCGUGCGGGACUUCAGCCCCACCUCCCAGCAGGACUUCGACAACCAGAAGGUCUACACCGUGUACCGCAACCCCGAGGAGGCGGCGGACGAGGACGACGAGAGCCCCGGCGAGUGGGGCGACCGCCUGCUGCUGCACAAGGCCCAGAUCCUGGCGCUGGCAGAGGACAAAACUGACCUUGAGAACAGUGUGAUGCAGAAGAAAAUUAAAAUCCCCAAACUCUCUCUCAAUCACAUAGAAGAAGCUGGGGAAGUUACAGAUUAUGGGGAAGAAGAUGUGGAGCUUAGACACAGUAAGAGACAAGAUGGAAGGAAACAAAGUGAAGGUACACACAAAAGCAUUGAAGCAGUUGUUGCUCGCCUUGAAAAACAGAACGGGAUGAGUCUCAGUAAUACUUCCAGCCCUGAGGAGGCUUUUAUGGAGGCUACAGAAGGCAUGAACAAUAUGGACGAUGCUGUAGUUCCUCGGAUUCUCUAUGAGGAAUUGCUGAGGAGUUACCAGCAGCAACAGGAAGAGAUGAGACACAUCCAACAGGAGCUUGAGAGAACGCGGAGACAGCUUGUACAACAGGCAAAGAAGCUAAAGGAGUAUGGGGCACUCGUGUCAGAAAUGAAAGAGCUCAGAGACUUGAACAGGAGGCUCCAGGAUGUACUGCUCCUAAGACUAGGUAGUGGACCUGCCAUUGAGGUUGAAAAAGUAAAACCUGAAUCAAUUGAGCCUGAACCUGAGGUACAGAAGACCUUCAGUGAGGAAGCAAAUACAUCAACGUACUACCCUGCCCCUGUUCCAGUAAUGGACAAGUAUAUUCUCGAGAAUGGAAAGGUCCAUCUUGGCAGUGGAAUUUGGGUAGAUGAGGAGAAAUGGCACCAGCUGCAAGUAACACAAGGAGAUUCAAAGUAUACAAAAAAUCUAGCGGUUAUGAUUUGGGGAACAGAUGUUCUCAAGAACAGAAGUGUCACAGGAGUUGCAACCAAAAAAAAGAAAGAUGCCGUUCCCAAGCCACCUCUCUCACCUCACAAAUUAAGCAUUGUCAGAGAAUGUUUGUAUGAUAGAAUAGCACAAGAAACUGUGGAUGAAACUGAAAUUGCACAGAGACUCUCCAAAGUCAACAAGUACAUCUGUGAAAAAAUCAUGGAUAUCAAUAAAUCAUGUAAAAAUGAAGAAAGGAGGGAAAUUGCAAAGUACAAUUUGCAAUAAAUUUUGGAUUUUUAAUAAAGUCUUAGUGUUUUACUUAA